This is a messenger RNA of Haliotis rufescens (red abalone), 3186 nucleotides long. Its product is annotated as thyroid peroxidase-like. The coding region runs from base 80 to 2773 and encodes 897 amino acids. Gene Ontology annotation, biological process: response to oxidative stress. Gene Ontology annotation, molecular function: peroxidase activity; heme binding. Lineage: Eukaryota; Metazoa; Mollusca; Gastropoda; Lepetellida; Haliotidae. The transcript has 14 exons. The record is from RefSeq and is a predicted model, not a curated record.
CUCGACGCAAGUGAAAGAAUAAUAAAGAAUAUCACUGUCCUGGAAACACGUACAAGCGUUGUUCUGUCUCGGAACAACAAUGAUGAAGCCGACAGCGAUUAGUUCGCAGCUGAUUCUGCUGCUGAUGGUGGCUAAAACUAAUGCAGCAUUGGCCCCCCUCAGCGUCAACUCUGGAAGCCUCAGCAACCUCAGAGAAGCAAGCAUCAGCGACAGUAACCCUGCGAGAAUCAGCAACCUCAACGCAGCAAGCAUCAGCAACCUCAACACUGCGAGUAUCAGGCUGAACAAAGUCGAACAGCAAGUUGCUGUUUCUCAGGCACAAUUUCAGCUUGAGGCAGAACGGAGUCAGGAAAGUGCCUUUCAGUCGUUAGACCGAGCUGCAUCAGAACCUGGCUCUACAACGGACCAGCUCAACAAGUUCACAUUCACAGCACCUGAGAGUAUUAUCAAGGGAAACAACCAUCGCCUCAAUGUCCUCCAAGUUACACAGUUGCUACAGGCGGCGAACAUAUCACAAGAGGCCAUCCCUUCGGUCCUGAAGAGUGGUUUUGGCCCAAGGCUCAACUGCGCUUCCAGCCUUAAGUGUAGCAGGUCAUCCAAGUACCGCACAGCUGAUGGUUCCUGCAACAACCUGGCGCACACAAGCUGGGGCAAGGCAUCCAUUCCAAUGAGGCGAUGGUUGAUCCCAGACUAUGAUGACGGUGUCUCUUCCCCACGAGAAAAAGCCACCCUAGGGUCGUCCUCAAAGUUACCCAGUGCCCGCCUGGUCAGCACGACUGUCCACACCCCGUCAACAAACGCUGACCGCCACGCCUCCUACACCCACAUGUUGAUGCAGUGGGGUCAGUUCCUGGAUCACGACAUCACCAGCACGCCAACACAGCAGCUGUCUGGAAGUCCGUAUGGCGGUUCUAUUGGGUGCUGUGGUUCUAGCUUUCAUAAAGGAAAGAGAGCAGCAUUUAGAGCACCACCGCUAUCACGUCCAUUCAACAGGCCCCAGUGCUUCCCCAUCGAUAUUCCACAACCCGAUCGACACUUCAGGUCAACCUGCAUGAACUUCGUGCGCUCGGUUCAAGUAGCGAACGCCGACUGCCAAGCAGCUCCCGUGGAACAGCUGAACCAGAUCACAGCCUACAUAGACGCCUCACAGGUGUACGGGUCGUCACAGGGGGAACAGAACAAGCUACGCACAUUUGUUGACGGUCAGCUGAAGAUGAAAUCGACUCACUUGCCAAGCGAUUCAAAACGAAGUUGUACAACACCAAGCAGCCCCAGCUACUGUUUCCUAGCAGGUGACCACCGAGUGAAUGAGAACCCGACUCUACAGAGCCUGCACACCAUCUUCAUGAGAGAACACAACCGUAUAGCAAGGAAGCUGAAGCAACUGAACUGUCACUGGAGUGAUGAGAGAAUCUUCCAGGAAGCCAGGAAGAUAGUCGGCGCUAUCAUACAGAAAAUCACGUACGAUGAAUACUUGCCUAUUAUCAUGGGCCAGCAAGCCAUGACCCAAUAUGGCUUGCCAAUUGGAUCUGGGAGCAGUUACGCCAACGUAUACAGCACUACGACCGACGCCAGCAUCAGGAACGCCUUCGCUACGGCGGCUUUCAGAAUGGGACACUCCAUGAUUCACAGCUUCUUAGCUAGCUACAGCUCUUCAUAUAGUAAUCUCGGCCAGGACCAACUAAGCAAGACCUUCGGCAACACGAAUCUCAUUUUGAACGCCAACAACAGGAAGGUGGACCAUUAUUGUAGAGGGCUGGUUAAGGACGGUGUUCAGAAUGCAGAACACAAACUGACGCAGGAGGUCACGGACAAGUUGUUUGCUGACAGUAACGGCAAUAGUCUGGACCUGGCAGCUCUCAACAUCCAGAGAGGAAGAGACCACGGGCUACCGUCUUACACCAAGUGGAGGAAGUACUGUAACGUUCCAACAGCUACAUCCUUCGCCGGUCUGGCCUCCACGACACACACAACAACUACAGCGAACCUUUUGAAGAGCGUUUAUAAACACAUCGACGACAUUGACCUGUUUCCUGGGGCUCUGUCUGAGAAGCCUGUUCCAGGAGGACUUCUGGGACCGACAUUUACCUGUCUCCUUGGGAAGCAGUUCCAGGCCCUGAAGGAAGGAGACCGAUUCUGGUUUGAAGAGAACAACGCAUAUGUGAAAUUUACUCCGAACCAGCUGAAUGAGAUCCGGAAAGCCAGUCUGUCCAGGGUAGUGUGCGACAAUACGGACACCUACAAGAUUCAGAAGAACGCUUUCAUCAAGGGAUCUCCGGUCUCAUGCGGUUCACUGGGUGAAAUUAACCUCAACCACUGGAAUGAGCCGAGCACAGGCACCUGGAACACCUGGACGUCCUGGGGAACAUGCUACUCCAACAGACAAAGUAGGAGACGCUCAUGCAAGACCUGUGGCUGCACUGGUCAGAGCUCACAGAGUCGUAAAUGUGGAGGAUGUAGUUGGUCAAGCUGGGGACAAUGGAGUAGCUGUGUGUCCGGAAGAAGAAGUCGCUCACGGUAUUGUCCCAACAACCAAUGGCGUGGUCGCAGACGGGCGGUGUUGGAGGAGCAACUUCGUCCUAGGUUUCCUAUCGAUCCUAUUGGUCCAUAUGAUCCGAUUGGUCCUAUUGAUCCCAUCGAUCCUAUUGAUCCUAUUCGUCCAUGUUCGUGUAGCGGGUCCAGCAGACAAUAUGGAUCCUGCGGGUGGAACUAUGAUAGAGGUCCUGUGGACUUUGAAAUGGCUAGAGAGGAGAGAUUUGCGCCAUUGGCAUAGUAUCUGGAUCAUGAGAAGAAACAGCCUUGGCUUUACACUGUCGGUAAUACUACGGGAAACGAGUGUCGCGUGUUUCUUGUCUGUCAAUAGUCUGCUGAAAAAAAUAAUAAUAAAAAAUGUCCCUUUGUACUUGAUCUUCAUGUAUGUAUUCAUCGCAAAAUAUACCCAUUAAUAUUAGGAUAAUCAUACAAAAUAUACUAUCCAUGUCCUUAUUUAGUCCCACAAGCUGCGAGUAGCUGUAAUAUUGCUGAUGCGGCGUAAAACAAUACUUAUUCAUUCAUUCGUCCCACAAACUUGAUCUCGAGUACAUUUAUUUUUGUUACACUGUCAAAUGUAUAUUGGAUAGAAACAAUACUCAUGUUAUUCAGGUCUUUGUUCUUGUCAGUUUGAUGAAUAAAAUUUUGUUGUCACAA